AGGCGCUUGGAGAUGGUUCACUCGCUCUGUCGACCAGCUCGCUUUAUAUACUACUGCUAAAUUUAGGCCAUUUACUCGCGUACGGUUCUCAUCCUGGACGUGUUUCCUGAGGCAACUGCAAUUGGUUCAAGUUCUCGGCUAACUUGCUGAUAUCCUACCAAUCGCAGGCUCCCGCUGCACAACUUCAAACCAGUACUGUACUUAAUCCGAGCUCAGAACUUUUUGGAGACUCUGUUCUGCGAACGAGUAGCAGCCGGGCAGCCCCGCUUGAUCCAUGCAAACCUUCUCCUGCUGAAGUCCACCAGUUCCGACAGGCAGACAUGGCAUUGAGCGGCACCAUCCUGCCGUCUAUCUCCACAUUCACAGCCCCCAAGACCUGGGACAGGCAGGAGUUCUGCAACAAAUGGAAAAACGAGCCGGGACUCAAGCAGCCUCAGAAUCACUGCCCCAUGACGGAUUUUAUACAAUAUUUGGAGAAUUUCACGCGGGCCAGCGACACAGAUGAUGACCUGAGCUUGCUGGAUGUGGAUUUUAUUCUGUCCAACACCAUGACCACCGAGCCUGCCGGGGGAGCGGACUACACUCUGCCUGCAGGAGGAGGAGAUGUCACCCCUUUCUAUGAGAAGGCUAACUGUCCGGUGUACAGCGCGCCCGAGGCCGGAGACCCUCCCGCCUACAGUAUGAUGGCCGAGCUGAUGUGCUCGGACACGGACUACAGCGCGGUGCAGGGUCGCUUCCUGCUCACCCCGGUCUACCCCAGCGAAGAGUUAGCCAAAGCGACCAAGAGUGAGGCGGCUCUGGAUGGUUAUGGGCAAGGGGGAGUGAGCAUGGAACCAGAGGCGGCCUGCCUGCGGGUCAAACGGGAGGACACGGUCUCUUGCCUGGUGGCAUAUAACGAGCAGCAGCAGCGCCUGGGGAGUUCCCCGCUGGCCGGGGGCAGUGUGACACCCCCCCUCAGCCCCGGAGACCUGAUGAACUCCGGAGACUGCCAACAGCAGCAGCAGCAGCCCCCUCCUCCUCUCUGCCACCCCAACAGGAUGCUAUACCAACCCAGCUACCCGUUCGCCCACCAGCACCUCCACUACCCCAACCAGUACGGCCUGUUCGAUGACCCGGUGCCCCUGCAGCCUUCCCCGGCUCAGAGGGUGAUGCUGACUCCGCCGUCGUCCCCUCUCGAAUUGCUGGACAACAAGCCCAAGAGAGGGCGGCGCUCCUGGCCCAGGAAGAGGACCGCUACCCACACCUGCAGCUACGCGGGAUGUGGCAAGACCUACACCAAAAGCUCGCACCUGAAGGCACACCUCCGGACACACACAGGUGAGAAGCCAUAUCACUGUACCUGGGAUGGAUGCGGCUGGAAAUUCGCCCGUUCCGACGAGUUGACCCGUCACUACCGCAAGCACACCGGCCACCGACCUUUCCAGUGUCAUAUGUGCGAGAGAGCGUUCUCCAGAUCAGACCACCUCGCCCUGCACAUGAAGAGACACAUCUGACCCAGCAAAGCCCCUCUCUCUCACUCAUAAGACUUCCGAUAACAAUGGUAGAAUGUUUUCAAACAAAAACUGUUUCUCAAAACCAAAGACAAUUAUUUAAUAAAAUACCAAGGAUGAUUGGGGAAAUGUAGCUGGAACUACCGCCCUGGGACAUGGGCAGCGAAGGAAGAUACCAAAGACAGUGGGCGAAUUGGAACAGGCGAUGGAGAGACAAGGGGAUGGGACAACUCCAGCCUAGGAGACUGGACACAGGAACUGGUUAUGAAAAUUAGUGUCCCUUGACUCACUGCGUGAAAGACUGAUUUUAGUGACAGGGUCAAAUGUAUACAGUUUACAUUGGCGCUAUGUUUGUGUUCGAUGCCAGACAAAACAAAUCCUGUCAUUUGUUUUAUAAAAAAGAUUGAACACGGGACGAGGUUACACAGAGAAAGUUGCCGGAGUCUGUUUCUUGGCGCUUUCUAGUAACUGAGAGAAUUCAGUCGAUGUACGGAACGCGGCUAAGUUAACACUGCCCACAGUUGCAGCCUUGUAUCAGCAAGCCUUGAAUCGAAUCAAUAUCUUUUUUAUUAUUGUGUCCGCUUUUUUUUUCGAGUUGUGGACCCGGUGAUGGGUCCGAGCGAAUGUCGCGUUUUUUUUGUCCGACGACAGCCGGGUGAAGGUCCCCUUUCUCCUCCCCCCCCUCUCCCCCCCCCCCCCCCCCCCCCCCACCCUCAAUCCGGUGAAGAGCACAGAUAGAUCCCACAGUGACUGAGGUGCAAUAGCUCACACGCAAUGUCUGUCCCAUCUCGGAGUUACACUAGACAAGGCUAGAUGUCUUGGAGUUAAUAAUUGUAUUUUAUCUGACUUGAUCUUGAAGUAAAUGUAUAUAAUAUUUUGUAAUAAAAGUUAUUUGUAUUAUGUAAAUAUAAAGGAACUGGAUGAAUUUCAAA
Molecule: messenger RNA, 2422 nt
Organism: Hemiscyllium ocellatum (epaulette shark)
Lineage: Eukaryota; Metazoa; Chordata; Chondrichthyes; Orectolobiformes; Hemiscylliidae
Gene: klf2a
Product: Kruppel like factor 2a
Exons: 3
Coding region: 321-1493 (390 amino acids)
Biological process (GO): regulation of transcription by RNA polymerase II
Molecular function (GO): DNA-binding transcription factor activity, RNA polymerase II-specific; RNA polymerase II cis-regulatory region sequence-specific DNA binding
Source: RefSeq, a predicted model, not a curated record